This is a messenger RNA of Sphaeramia orbicularis (orbiculate cardinalfish), 2799 nucleotides long. It is a transcript of the gene qars1, whose product is annotated as glutaminyl-tRNA synthetase 1. Gene Ontology annotation, biological process: translation; glutaminyl-tRNA aminoacylation. Bases 33 to 2363 code for a protein of 776 amino acids. Lineage: Eukaryota; Metazoa; Chordata; Actinopteri; Kurtiformes; Apogonidae. The record is from RefSeq and is a predicted model, not a curated record. Gene Ontology annotation, cellular component: cytoplasm; cytosol; aminoacyl-tRNA synthetase multienzyme complex. The transcript has 23 exons. Gene Ontology annotation, molecular function: ATP binding; glutamine-tRNA ligase activity.
GGCUCGGAUCUAGCCGGUGAACACGGUGGAAAAUGGCGGAUUCGGUGGCACUUUUCACUUCCAUUGGACUUAGUGAGCAGAAAGCGAAAGAGACGUUGAAAAAUGAAGCGCUCAGUUCAGCUCUGAAGGAUGCAAUUACUCAGGUACAGCGUGUCCAUGGGCCAUCAGGAGUGGACAAAGCCAUGGGUACAUUGCUGUACAGUAUGGCAUCUCGCCUUAAAGACACCAAACGCCUGGCAUUCCUCUCAGACAGUAUAGGUCAGCGUAAAAUCAGCACAGAGCUACAGCUGGCAGCUGCUUUGGAAUUUGUGAAGAGCCAUCCUCAGGACCCCAUCAACCUUAAGGAGUUUGAAGAGGCGUGUGGAGUGGGUGUGGUCAUAACACCAGAGCAAAUUGAAGAUGCAGUAGAAUCUGUUAUUAAGAAGCACAAAGAACAGCUCCUAAAGGAGAGGUACCACUUCAACAUGGGACUAUUAAUGGGGGAGGCACGUUCUGCUCUAAAAUGGGCAGAUGGAAAGGUCAUCAAGAAUGAGGUGGACAUGCAGGUCCUCCACCUUUUGGGUCCUAAGACAGAGGCUGACCUGGAGAAGAAACCUAAGGCACCUAAAUCCAAACCUGCUGAUAAUGAAGUAAAAGUGAAGAAAGAAGAAGUAGCAUUGAAUGGUGAUGUGAUGACUGGAGAAGGAAAGUCACUGAUGGAACAGCUUAGAGGGGAAGCACUUAAGUUCCACAAAACGGGAGAGAACUUUAAAACUGAGGGUUAUGUGGUCACACCAAAGACUAUGGACUUACUUAAAAAACACAUGGAGAUCACUGGUGGACAGAUACGCACUCGUUUCCCCCCUGAGCCCAAUGGUAUUCUUCAUAUUGGACAUGCUAAAGCUAUCAAUUUCAAUUUUGGUUAUGCAAAGGCCAACAACGGAAUUUGUUUCUUGAGAUAUGAUGACACAAAUCCAGAGAAAGAGGAGGAAAAAUACUUCACUGCCAUCAAGGACAUGGUGGAAUGGCUUGGCUACAAACCCUAUGCAGUCACGCACGCUUCAGACAAUUUUCAGCAACUCUAUGACCUCGCGGUGGAUCUUAUCCGCAGGGGCCAAGCAUAUGUUUGCCACCAAAAGGGGGAGGAUCUGAAGGGUCAUAAUGCUCCUCCAUCCCCAUGGAGAGACCGUCCAGUUGAGGAAUCUUUGGUGUUGUUUGAGAGGAUGAAGAAGGGCUUAUUUGCUGAAGGAGAGGCUACUCUCAGGAUGAAGAUGGUCAUGGAGGAUGGAAAGAUGGACCCUGUGGCAUACCGAAUUAAAUACACACCACAUCAUCGAACUGGGGAUGAAUGGUGUAUCUAUCCCACCUAUGACUAUACUCACUGUCUGUGUGAUUCCAUUGAAAAUAUCACACACUCACUCUGUACCAAAGAGUUUCAGGCCAGGCGGUCAUCAUAUUACUGGCUGUGUAAUGCUCUAGACGUGUACUGUCCUGUUCAGUGGGAAUACGGCCGCCUAAACCUCACCUACACUGUUGUGUCCAAGAGGAAAAUCAUAAAAUUAGUUGAAACCGGCACAGUCAGAGACUGGGAUGAUCCUCGUCUCUUCACUUUGACUGCACUGAGGAGAAGAGGUUUCCCUCCAGAGGCAAUUAACAACUUCUGUGCACGGGUUGGAGUCACAGUUUCACAAACUACAACAGAGCCUCACCUGUUGGAGUCAUGUGUGAGGGAUGUGUUAAAUGACACGGCACCUCGAGUCAUGGCUGUGCUGGAACCCCUCAAAGUCACCAUAACUAACCUUCCUGACAACUUCAAGUCGGAUGUCCAAGUACCAGAUUUUCCUGCUAAUGAAGCCAAGGGCAGCCACACGGUUCCAUUUACACGCACAGUCUAUAUUGAGCAGACCGACUUCAGAGAGGUGAUGGAGAAAGGCUACAAGCGUCUGACCCCACAACAACCUGUAGGCCUAAGGCAUGCUGGUUAUGUCAUUUCUGUCCAGAAGGUCAUCAAGGAUGCUCAAGGGAAAGUGGUGGAACUGGAAGUGACUUGCUGCAGUACUGAGAAUGCAGAGAAACCAAAGGCUUUCAUUCACUGGGUCAGCCAGCCACUGGUGUGCGAAGUGCGCCUCUAUGAAAGGCUAUUCCUGCACAAACAUCCAGAGGACACAUCUGAAGUGCCCAAUGGUUUCCUGAGUGACAUCAACCCUAAUUCCCUGCAGGUGAUCACCAGUGCCUUAGUGGAUACCUCAGUAAAGGGAGCAAAGGUUUUUGACAAAUUCCAGUUUGAGAGAGUUGGUUACUUCUCCUUGGACCCUGACAGCACAGCAGACAAGCUUGUUUUCAACCGAACAGUCACCCUCAAAGAAGACCCAGGGAAGAUCUGACUGAUUAAGAUCAAGCCACACAUUUGCUUCCCCUGAGCCCAGAGAUAACAUGUACAAAUAAUUUGUAUCUUCUUAUGUGUAACAUCAGCAGACUGCUUAGACUGAGUUGCAUCAUCUGUGUUUUUUUUGUAACAGUUGUUGCAAAAUUUGGUAGCACCUUUAUCAGUCUAAUUCCUUUUUUUUUUUUUUUACAAUAUGCUGCAAUAUUACUGAAGUGUCUCCUCUUUGUUGAAUGUAUGCAAAUGUGAUCUCUGUUCAGCAAAGACCUGAUGCAUGUUGUCUUAUUGCCAUUAAGCUGCUGUUACACAGAAGAGAUAUUCUUGAAUGCCAUUCAUUACAUGGUGGUGUGACCCUGCCAAACCACUGUGUGUUUUUUAAGUCUCAGAGGGUGUACCCUUUUGAUAGGAGACAAGAAUAAAAAUGACUUGUAAAAUGU